Sceloporus undulatus (fence lizard) is the source of this 951-nucleotide messenger RNA. RefSeq names its product olfactory receptor 4Q3-like. Gene Ontology annotation, molecular function: olfactory receptor activity; G protein-coupled receptor activity. The transcript has a single exon. Gene Ontology annotation, biological process: G protein-coupled receptor signaling pathway. Lineage: Eukaryota; Metazoa; Chordata; Lepidosauria; Squamata; Phrynosomatidae. The coding region runs from base 1 to 951 and encodes 316 amino acids. Gene Ontology annotation, cellular component: membrane. The record is from RefSeq and is a predicted model, not a curated record.
AUGAAUGGAACCACCAUUUCAGAAUUCAUUUUAUUGGGCUUCCCUUUCUCCUGCACUCUCCAGGCCUACCUUUCCGCUCUGGUCUUGGCUUGCUACAUCAUCAUCCUUCUGGGAAACUGCUUAAUUCUGGCAACUGUUCUGUCUCAGCCUCAGCUCCAGCACUCUCCCAUGUUUUUAUUCCUUUCCAACCUGAGCCUUGCUGACCUGACCAUAGGAUCAGUUGCAGCUCCUAAACUGGCAACAGAUCUGUUUAACUGUGGCCACACUAUUUCCUAUGGGAGCUGCCAGGCCCAGCUCUUUUUUCUCCAUGCUUUUGGAGGUGCAGAGAUGCUUCUCCUCACCCUCAUGGCUUAUGACCGCUAUGUGGCCAUCUGUUAUCCUCUGUGGUACACAGCCAUCAUGACUUGGCAGCGCUGCCUCAAGCUUCUCCUGGUCUGUUGGGCAGGAGGACUCCUUCAUUCCACCAUUCAGAUGGCAAUGGUUGCCCACCUUUCAUUCUGUGGGCCUAAUGUUCUGGACAACUUCUAUUGUGAUGUCCCACAGGUGGUCAGGCUGGCUUGCAUGGAUACCUACAUUUUUGAGGUUCUCAUGGUUGUCAAUAGUAGCUUCUUAACUCUUCCAUGCUUUCUGAUCUUGCUGCUUUCCUAUGUCACAAUCCUGGCUACACUCUAUGGUCAUUUUGCGAAGGGUGGUAGUGCUGGGAGGGCUCUCUCUACCUGUAGUUCACACUUGAUGGUUGUCAGCCUCUUCUACGUGCCUUGUGUCAUUGUGUAUGUGAAGCCUUUGUCCACUUCCCACAUGAACAAGAUGGUUGCUGUGUUCUACCUGGUGGCCACCCCUGCCCUCAAUCCCUUCAUUUACACACUGAGGAACCAGGAAAUAAAAGAAGCCAUGAUGAAACUGAAGCACAAGUAUAAACUCCACUUGGUCCAUCAAAAGGAGUCUGUGUGA